AUGGCUAUUCCAUGGCUGAAGGAACUAGGAACAUUUCCAAGCUACUGGGAGGUGUCCGAAAGGCAGCUAGGCCUUGGCUUCCAGGGCGGACAAAACGCGGUAGGAAUAGUGAACCUCGCCAAGACGUGGGUGAAGAGACUGGGCCAAACCAAGAAGUCCAACAUCCUUGCCAAGAGAUCCCUUUCCAUCGCCGAUCUAGAAGGGCCAUUCGCUGUCAAGGUUAGCUUUUGUACCGGCAUCGCACGACGGGUGCGGCUGCGAGAGCUCCUCGCCAAUAUCCUACCUGCUUACGUGGCAGACCUUGCUACCACGCCUUGUUACUGGGAGAGACUUCAAGGCUGUGAUAUCCUGGAGAUAUUACGACAUGAAGACUUCAGAGCACAUUACCAAAAGCUAGACCGUGAACUGCAAGCAGAGUUCGAGACACUUGCUAUCGCUGCCCUGUUUCUGUUGCAAGACACGGGUGUAGAUAGGAAGGGUGAAAAUUUCGUUGUUGGUUGCAUCCCUCAAGGCUUAGCAGUACAAUGCUUCAAAAUCCCCAUCGAAAAGGAGACCUUCUGGGCCCGAAUACUUGCCGAUUCUGAGGACGUAGCGACUUUCGCUUAUGUGGCGACGAGGUGCUUCAAAACGGACCUGGAUUCAGAGGCGUAUCUUAUCGGGCGAGUCGACGCACCAUUACUCGUACGAGUCCUUCGACCCAACACCCAGGACGAGCCAGAAUUGCUGGUAUCAAUGAGCACAAUUAUAGCUCCAUUUUUGAGAAGGUGGAGCAGGAAGCAAGGAUAUAAAAGGCUGUGGAGGUUGCGAGAGAGCAGAGCUAUAGAUCAUCAGCAUCAGAUGGCCGAGAGUGUUGUUGUGACUGCAGACUUUGAGGCUUCAUAA
Messenger RNA from Fusarium oxysporum Fo47, 882 nucleotides. RefSeq lists its product as uncharacterized. NCBI's taxonomy places the organism in Eukaryota, Fungi, Ascomycota, Sordariomycetes, Hypocreales, Nectriaceae. The record is from RefSeq and is a predicted model, not a curated record. The transcript has 2 exons. The coding region runs from base 1 to 882 and encodes 293 amino acids.